CUAUUUCACCAAUACAUAAGAAGCCAACUGUCAGGCGUCCCUCGGUAAUUAAUCGUGUCACAUUAUGCCUCCAACGAAAAACCGGCAUUUAUGUAGGAAAAUACCUAUUUUGUAAUAAAAUGUAUGUUUAAAAGCAAAACCACAAUAGUGCCAAUCAGUACUUUCAAACAAGAUGAACCUCGACAAUCUUCCACCGGAGUUGAUGUGGAAUGUGCUGGAUAAACUGGAAGAGCUACGUGAUCGGAAGAAUGCGUCGCUGGUGUGCAAAUCUUGGAACUGGAUGCUGUUCAACACGACCAAGUCACUACGAGAUGUCAACUUGCGCAUAUCUACGAAAGUCAACUGUCUGGAGCAGCUAGAAACUGAGGAACUAGUCGAUCGCAUGUUCGACGUGAUGAUGAGAAGUAAGCGGAAUUAUAUCAAUGUGGAAUUCUUCCAUGUUAAUUUCGAGCGACCGGUGGUAAGGGAGUUCCUAUUCUUUAUGGUGCAGCUGUGUUGCGAUUCCAUCGAGUGUCUACGUUUCACCAACUGUCACGGUUUGAAACGCAGUGAAUUGUGGCAGAUUUUGGAGCUGCUUGGUGAUUUGAAGGAGCUUGUUGUCUCAGGAGGAAUUUACUAUGACGAUUUGAGUGAGGAUUUUAAAAUUCCGGAGCUUAAAAACCUUCAAAAACUGACACUGGAUAUCGGUGAUGACUGUCGGCUAUAUAGGGACUUUACUUUCAACGCGCCAAUUCUGGAGAGCUUGAAUAUAAGAACUAUUCAUGGAUGCGUUGAUCUCCGUGACGUCGCUACGACUCGAUACUUUAGUCAGCAACUAAAAUCAUUGAGAUUCUCCACCAAUCGAUGCUACAAUCAAGCGGAAUUUUCUGAAAUGAGUUUUUGUCAUCUGACAAUAUUGGAACUUAAGGUGUCCGGUUACGUGUGGGUUCAGCUGUUCAAACAAAUGAAACAAUUGCGAGUGUUGAAGCUAGAGGCAAGUAUCAACGAUGAUGUUAUAGCAGCAAUUUGUAGCACAUCAACACAACUUCAAAAGUUAAGCCUCCUGUCUUCUGGAUUAGUGGAAUGUAAAAAAUUUAACAUGUUAGCACGAUUGGAAGCUCUGGAAGAACUGCAAAUACGAGGCAUCCAUAAAUAUAGCUGGAGACAUGUAACGUUCACUAAACUUCGACAGCUGCAUUUAGAUAAUGUUGGAACGGAUUUCACAAAUUUUCUCAAAGAUUUGAAUAGUUUGCGAUCGUUGGAAAUUCACGACACCAAGCUUAAGAACGAACAACUUAUUAAAGUUACUCUGAAUGCACCCACCGUUGAACGACUAGAGCUGGCAUUCUGUAGCAAACUGAGCGACAAAGGAUUUAAGCACUUGACCGACAUGGAAAACCUUGUAGAACUGCGUCUGUGGGGUAUACAGGUUUCCAAGAAUAUUGAAGAACGAAUAACCUGUCCGCGGUUACGAAAGAUAAUUUUUUACUUUAACGAUUUUAUCGAAGACUGCACCUUGGAUGCUAUUGCUCUCCGUUUGCCACAGCUGAAACAGCUUGUCCUGUACGACUGCUAUCGAAUUAGUCCGCAGGGUGUUAUUGAGCUUCGAAAAAAACUUCCAAGCUGUCACGUGUUGGAACUGUAUCGCGGAGACGAACUGCCAUUAACCUUAGUCGCAGAGACACAAAUUUACUACCGGAAUGCCGAAUAUCCGAACGGAGUUCUGAAGCAGGAAUUGCCCUUCCAGUGGUACUGAUUUAUUUUAAAUUCGUGGUGUGAUUGUAAAUUUACUUUUGACUUGUAUUGUCUGUAGCGAAUGUGUUUUAGCAUUUACUUUAUUUUUAUUUUAAGUUUUUUUUUAUUCGUCAAUUGUGUUUUAGCAUUAUUUAGAUGUGGGGUGUAUAUAGCAAUAGAUUAUAUUUUGACAUUUUCAAAAUAAUUUUUAUUUAUAGUUUUUAACCCAAUACAAGCGAUAUUUUAUUAUCUGCAACCAUAAAUUGUAUUGAUAGCACUUAAACUAAUAUUCAUAAUAAACAAGCUGGAAAACAUGUCCUGCUAAGUUUUUCGUCACUUAUUGGCAUAAAAAAUGACUAACACUGCAAUCUGAUACAACACAUUUAGAUACUACGCCAUUUUUGUGCCAAUACCAAACACGUCUGGUAUUGGUUAUUGAAAAUUAAUUCCAGAAAUGAA
Topomyia yanbarensis is the source of this 2172-nucleotide messenger RNA. RefSeq lists its product as uncharacterized. Gene Ontology annotation, molecular function: protein binding. Gene Ontology annotation, biological process: SCF-dependent proteasomal ubiquitin-dependent protein catabolic process. The transcript has 2 exons. Gene Ontology annotation, cellular component: SCF ubiquitin ligase complex. Lineage: Eukaryota; Metazoa; Arthropoda; Insecta; Diptera; Culicidae. Bases 173 to 1735 code for a protein of 520 amino acids. The record is from RefSeq and is a predicted model, not a curated record.